AUGGAUCCUCCACCACCACCACCGGAAUAUAUGACUUGCCUUGGUGACUUGUACAACGUUGCAUGGAUGGAAGACAGGAUCGAACUCAUCGACAAUCUAAUUUUUGGAUCGGAUGUUGCACCUUUAGUCCUCAAAACCGUGAGGCCAUCUGGUCAGGCUCUGGUUGAUGAUUGGGUCCAAGCAUUCGAGUUGCAUUGUGGAUCGCUCACUCAAUAUGGCAUGAAGUAUAUACGAGCUUUCGCAAACAUAUGUAACGAGGGUGUCUCAAAGGAUGGGAUGGAAGAAGCUUGUGUUGUAUUUGUAUCAUAUGUUUAUUUGCAGAUUUGUACUUGUAGGUAUGAAUAUAGAUGGGCGGAUGGUGUGCAAAUAAAGAAACCUAUUGAAGUCUCAGCGCCAAAGUAUGUUGAGUACCUGAUGGAGUGGAUUGAAGUUCAGCUCGACGAUGAAUCUAUUUUCCCUCAAAAGCUCGGAACACCUUUUCCUGCAAACUUCAAAGACGUCGUGAAGACAAUAUUCAAGCGGUUGUUCCGUGUUUACGCACACAUUUAUCACUCUCAUUUCCAGAAGAUUGUGAGCCUCAAGGAAGAAGCACAUCUCAACACCUGCUUCAAGCAUUUCAUUCUUUUCACUUAUGAGUUUGGGUUGAUCGACAAGAAGGAAAUCGCCCCGCUGCAGGAGCUGAUUGAGUCCAUCGUUCUAUAAGUUUGUUGCUAAUCUAAAGCACUUAAAUGAUCUUUCAGGUAAUCAAUCUUAUUUCACUGCUAAGUUUCUCUCGAGUGGCUUGUAUGUUGAUGAUGCAUUGUUUAUUACACAUAAUUAAUGAGUAAAUAUUAAUAU
This is a messenger RNA of Zingiber officinale, 837 nucleotides long. RefSeq names its product MOB kinase activator-like 1A. Gene Ontology annotation, biological process: positive regulation of protein phosphorylation; signal transduction. The record is from RefSeq and is a predicted model, not a curated record. The transcript has 6 exons. Lineage: Eukaryota; Viridiplantae; Streptophyta; Magnoliopsida; Zingiberales; Zingiberaceae. Bases 1 to 702 code for a protein of 233 amino acids. Gene Ontology annotation, molecular function: protein kinase activator activity. Gene Ontology annotation, cellular component: nucleus; cytoplasm.